Messenger RNA from Lampris incognitus (smalleye Pacific opah), 1754 nucleotides. RefSeq names its product solute carrier family 6 member 9 (gene slc6a9). Gene Ontology annotation, biological process: sodium ion transmembrane transport; glycine import across plasma membrane; synaptic transmission, glycinergic. Gene Ontology annotation, cellular component: membrane. NCBI's taxonomy places the organism in Eukaryota, Metazoa, Chordata, Actinopteri, Lampriformes, Lampridae. Bases 6 to 1754 code for a protein of 582 amino acids. The record is from RefSeq and is a predicted model, not a curated record. The transcript has 11 exons. Gene Ontology annotation, molecular function: glycine:sodium symporter activity.
UCAUCAUGCUGGUUUUUUGUGGCAUCCCCCUCUUCUUUCUGGAGCUGUCCUUUGGUCAGUUUGCUAGUCUGGGUUGUCUGGGGGUGUGGAAGAUCAGCCCCAUGUUUAAGGGUGUGGGCUACGGCAUGAUGGUGGUGUCCACCUACAUUGGCAUUUACUACAACGUGGUUAUUUGCAUUGCCUUCUACUAUUUCUUCAUGUCCAUGACCAACUUGCUGCCAUGGACAUACUGCGACAACCCCUGGAACACGCCGAAAUGCAGCGGGGUGGUGAGCAGCAGCACACAGCUGAACACUAGCCUGGCUAAUGCUACAACCAGCCUGGUGGCAGGAGUCUCGGAGGUAGUCAACCGUACCAAGAGGACCAGCCCCAGUGAAGAGUACUGGAAACACUACGUGUUGAACAUCUCAGAUGAUAUCGGUAACUUUGGAGAGGUGCGCCUCCCCAUCCUUGGCUGCUUGGCUGUUUCCUGGGUGGUUGUCUUCCUGUGUCUCAUCAGGGGGGUCAAGUCCUCCGGAAAGGUGGUGUACUUCACAGCCACAUUCCCCUAUUUAGUUUUGACCAUCCUGUUUAUCCGAGGCAUUACUCUGGAUGGAGCGAUCAAUGGCAUCAAAUACUACUUGACACCACAGUGGCAGAAGGUCCUCGAUGCCAAGGUUUGGGGAGAUGCAGCGUCACAGAUCUUCUACUCUCUGGGCUGCGCCUGGGGUGGUCUCAUUACUAUGGCUUCCUACAACAAGUUCCACAACAAUUGCUUCAGGGAUAGCAUCAUCAUCAGCAUAACCAACUGCGCUACCAGCGUGUAUGCAGGAUUUGUCAUCUUCUCUAUCCUGGGGUUCAUGGCCCACCACCUGAACGUCCCGGUGUCUGAGGUGGCCGACCACGGCCCCGGGCUGGCCUUUGUGGCCUACCCAGAGGCUCUCACUCUUCUCCCCAUCUCACCUCUCUGGUCCCUGCUCUUCUUUUUCAUGCUUAUCCUUCUGGGACUAGGGACUCAGUUCUGUCUGCUGGAGACACUGGUGACAGCCAUCGUGGAUGAGAUCGGCACAGACUGGAUCAUGAGAAACAAGACCAUCAUCACUCUGGGAGUGGCAGUAGUUGGAUUCCUACUCGGGGUGCCACUCACCACUCGGGCAGGAAUAUAUUGGCUGUUGCUGAUGGACAACUAUGCUGCUAGUUUCUCUCUGGUUAUCAUCUCCUGCAUCAUGUGUAUCUGCAUCAUGUACAUAUAUGGCCACACGAACUACUUCAAAGAUGUGGAGAUGAUGCUCGGCUUCCCACCUCCCCUCUUCUUCAAAGUCUGCUGGAGGUUCAUCUCGCCUGUCAUUAUCUCUUUCAUCCUGAUUUUCACGGUGAUCCAGUACAAGCCCAUCACCUACAAUAAAUAUGUGUACCCCGGCUGGUCUUUGGCUAUCGGCUUCGCAAUGGCCAUGUCUUCAGUGGUCUGCAUACCCAUCUACGCCCUCUACAAAAUCUCAAGCUCUCCGGGAGCCACGUUCAGAGAGCGAUUGAGGAACGCGUGCCGAUCGGACCCCACAUGGGGUCCUGCCCUGCAGGAGCACCGGAUAGGCCGCUACGCACCGUCGGCCUCCGAGGACGCCGUGGAAGAGCGCCCCCUCAAGGAAAAGGAGGAGCAGAAAGAGGAGCUGAAGGAGGAAGGGAAAGAGAAGGAGAAGAAGGAGGAGAUCAGCCUGACCAUUCAGGGAAGCAACGGCUCCACCAACACACAUAACAACCCCAACCCCAGCGCAUAG